AAAUCUACAUUUAUUUAUCACUGUAAAGUUAGACCGACAGAGAAAACAUUGUGUUUUUUUCCCUUAUCUUUUCUAAAACUGAUUGGAAAAGAAAUAUUUAUUCAAUAAUGGAUUUGGCAUCAUUAUAUAAUAAAAUGGCGGCAGGAGGUGACGAUUCAGACGCGGCUAAGCGGAACCUGGUGGUUGACGAAGCCGCAUUUGAGGAGCAAUUUUUAAGAUGUCAUAUCUGCCGAGAAAAAUAUGAUCAAACAGAGAAAGCACCAAAGUCAUUGCCUUGUAACCAUACUUUCUGCCUCCCUUGCCUAAAACAGGUCUUUGACCACAAUCCACAGAACGGUAGGCGCGCAUAUACAUUUGCAGACGACACAUAUGAAGGUGUUCUAAAAUGUCCAACUUGCCGAGUAGAAAUCUACCUCAGCCGGACUGAGAUAAGUGCUUUGCCGAACGACCACAGGGUCAUUCAAAUGAUGGACUUUUUGUCACAGGUUGUAGUCAAAUCACAAAACGUGUGCACUAAGCACGAACGUCAGCCGUUAAAUUUCUUCUGCAAGUCGUGCACUGUACCAGUCUGUCGAGACUGUACCGUUCUAGAUCACAAAGAAGGUGACCACGAAAUCGUCGAUGUCUCAAAGGCGCUUAAUGAAAAUGCAGAGGAAUUUAAUAACGUUGAAAACAGAAGUAAGCAACUGCUUAAAGGCAUGAAAACUCGGUCUGAUGCACUGGCUAAUGCAUCUAAACAACUGGACCUUCUGGAAAGGCAGCUUCGAAGUAAAAUCAAAGACACCUUCAUUGAGUAUCGUCUGCUUCUAGAACGAAGACAAGAAGGUCAGAUCGCUAUAUUACAUGAUAUGAUAAAGAAACAGAAAGCGUUAAUAAAUGCAAAAUUUGUUGAUGUUUGUACACAAGGUUCUCAACUUCAGAAACUUCACGACUCGUUUACAAAAGCACGUCCCUCUAACGACAUUACACAGCUAUUUACUGUUCACAAUGAAAUGAAGGAACACGAUGAAGAGUUUGCUCGUCAAGCCGAAGCAAACGACGAUGAAUUGUUUGUAGGAUGCGAUUUUGAAGUUACAAAUGAACCGAUGUUUCUAUCGGAAAUGAGUUGUGUUGGCGAGCUUGUACAGAAACCCGACAUGAAUUUGAAAAAUCCAAUCCCAGCACAUACACUGCGGUUUUUAGAAAAGGAAGAUAGGGACAGGGAGAGAAGGAUUAACGAAAUACAAGGACCUGACCCUAACGACUGUGACGAUAUUAUGGUCACUCAUGUAGAAGAGCCAAGUGUAACUGCCGGACGUCAUGGUUCGUCAUCGAUAUCAAGAGAACGUGAGAGAGAGCGUUUGGCGGAAAGAGCUAUGCAAAGAGCCGCGAGGCUCAGAGCACGUGAUAUAAUUCAGCGGGAAUCUAAUUAUGAACCAGAACGGGAUGAUGACGAAACAGAAGAGAUGGAACACGAUUCAAGCGAGAUGAUCACUUCGUCCUACUUGUUGAGAAUUGCUUCAAGAUUAAACGCAAGUUCUGCGAAUUUGUCUGAAGCCAUUCUAGAUUUGUCAACAGACCGAGAAAAUACACGGUCACCGGAAGCUGAUACACCUAGCUCGACAUCAUCCGGAAUCGGAAGUAGUAGCAGACGUUCGGGUCCAUCCCCACCAAGGUCGCGCAGAUCGAAUCAGAAUGUGCGAGUUGUAAGGCAUCCUCAGGCGCACCGCGCAACACCGGACCGAAGUGACCGGUACAUUACAACACGUUACGACAGACCAAGUGGAAACUCAGAUCAACAGUAA
This is a messenger RNA of Ruditapes philippinarum (Manila clam), 1784 nucleotides long. RefSeq lists its product as uncharacterized. The record is from RefSeq and is a predicted model, not a curated record. The transcript has 3 exons. Gene Ontology annotation, molecular function: zinc ion binding. Lineage: Eukaryota; Metazoa; Mollusca; Bivalvia; Venerida; Veneridae. The coding region runs from base 108 to 1784 and encodes 558 amino acids.